This is a messenger RNA of Beta vulgaris subsp. vulgaris (sugar beet), 636 nucleotides long. RefSeq lists its product as uncharacterized. The coding region runs from base 1 to 636 and encodes 211 amino acids. The transcript has a single exon. The record is from RefSeq and is a predicted model, not a curated record. NCBI's taxonomy places the organism in Eukaryota, Viridiplantae, Streptophyta, Magnoliopsida, Caryophyllales, Amaranthaceae.
AUGUCAACUCAAUCCACUGAAAAUUCUGCAAACAGUACACAAAACUCACAAAAUAAUCCUAGUUCUCCAUAUUAUAUUCAUCCUUCAGAUAAUCCUGGUAUGAAACUAAUUUCUAUUCAAUUCAAUGGAAGUUGUUAUGGAGAUUGGAAAAGAUCAAUGUUGAUCAGUUUAUCUGCGAAAAAUAAGAUAGGCUUUGUUAAUGGAACAAUUCCAAAACCUAGUUCUACAGAUUCUUUGUUCAAUGCUUGGGAAAGGUGUAAUAACAUGUUAAUUUCAUGGUUACUUGGUGCACUAGAUCAGAAUAUAGCUAGAAGUGUGCUAUAUUUUGGUACAGCUAGUGAAAUAUGGAACAAUCUUGAAGAAAGGUAUGGACAAUCUUCUGGAACUCAAUUGUUUUCUUUAAAACAAUCAUUGAAUGAUCUUAAACAAGGUCAAGAUAGCAUUUCUGCAUUUUAUACAAAGUUGAAAAUGCUUUGGGAUCAACUUGACUCUAUUGAUCCAAUUCCAAUAUGUGAAUGCACGAAUUGCACAUGUUUGAUCACAAGGAAACUUCUGAAAUCACAGCAAGAUAGAAGGCUGAUAGAAUUCAUGAUGAGCUUAAUGAAGGAUAUGAAGUUGUCAGAGGAAGUAUCCUAA